Molecule: messenger RNA, 2273 nt
Organism: Prunus mume (Japanese apricot)
Lineage: Eukaryota; Viridiplantae; Streptophyta; Magnoliopsida; Rosales; Rosaceae
Product: nucleobase-ascorbate transporter 6
Biological process (GO): transmembrane transport
Cellular component (GO): membrane
Molecular function (GO): transmembrane transporter activity
Source: RefSeq, a predicted model, not a curated record
AAUAAAUAAGGUUUGGUAGGGUGUAUUUUCUUGUUAGAAGGGAAUGUGUAGUUAGUGUGUACAGUGUAGCUCCCAGAGAGAGAGAGAGAGGGAGACUUUCACCUUGUAGAGAGAGAGAGUCAAGAAUACAAAAAACUUUUUUGCUGCUCUGAACAUUUUUUUGGUAUUUCAUAACUCACUCGCUUCCCGUUUUAUCAUAUUUACAGUCACACCUCUUGUACCGCCUCUUAACUGUGUUUACAUAUUGUGAUUUUGCUCAACUAAGCACCUGGAUUUGCCUGACUCUCUCUCUCUCUACCCAUUUUGCGUGAACAGCUUUUGGGUGUGGGGUAUAUGGAUUUUUGACUUUAGAGAGAGCUUCCCCUGCUUUCAUAUUUGGCUUUUGCUUUACUUCAGCUGCUAGUUAAAAGUGAGAGAAAGCAAGCUCUAGAGGAAUCAUGGCAGGUGGAGGAGGAGGAGGAGGAGGAGGAGGCGGUGGAGCUCCAAAAGUAGAUGAGCCACAGCCACACCCACCAAAAGAACAGCUCCCCAACAUUUCUUACUGCAUUACAAGUCCACCUCCAUGGCCCGAUGCCAUUCUCCUUGGUUUUCAACAUUACAUUGUCAUGCUUGGAACCUCAGUUCUCAUUCCCAGUGCUCUUGUUCCCCAGAUGGGAGGAGGAAAUGAGGAGAAGGCCAAGGUGAUCCAGACCCUACUCUUUGUUGCUGGUUUGAACACAUUGCAACAGACAUUGUUUGGGACCAGACUACCAGCAGUGAUUGGCGGGUCGUAUACGUUUGUCCCCACCACAAUUUCAAUCAUAUUAGCUGGCCGAUUCAGUGAUAGUGACGACCCUAUAGAUAAAUUUAAGAGGACAAUGCGGGCAAUACAGGGUUCUCUUAUUGUUGCUUCAACUCUUCAGAUAGUCUUAGGCUUCAGUGGCCUUUGGCGUAAUGUUGCAAGGUUUUUAAGCCCACUUUCAGUUGUUCCCUUGGUAGGUCUAGUUGGUUUUGGACUCUACGAGUUAGGUUUUCCAGUGCUUGCCAAAUGUGUGGAGAUUGGACUGCCAGAGCUUGUCAUUUUAGUAUUUGUUUCUCAGUAUAUGCCCCACAUAAUUCACAGAGGAAAACCCAUAUUUGACCGUUUUGCUGUCAUAUUUUCUAUUGUGAUUGUAUGGAUUUAUGCUCACCUACUCACUGUUGGUGGAGCAUAUGAUGAUGCAUCCCCAAAAACACAGGCAAGCUGCCGAACUGAUCGUGCUGGACUUAUAAAUGCUGCUCCAUGGAUAAGAGUUCCAUACCCCUUCCAAUGGGGAGCACCUUCAUUUGAUGCUGGUGAAGCCUUUGCUAUGAUGGCGGCAUCUUUUGUUGCUCUUAUUGAGUCCACUGGUGCUUUCAUUGCUGUAUCAAGGUAUGCUAGUGCAACUCCAGUGCCACCUGCUAUUCUGAGUCGUGGAGUUGGUUGGCAGGGAGUUGGCAUUCUGAUUUCAGGCUUGUUUGGAACUGUGACUGGAUCCUCAGUAUCUGUAGAGAAUGCUGGUCUUUUGGCCUUGACACGUGUUGGUAGUCGAAGGGUUGUGCAAAUAUCUGCUGGGUUCAUGAUAUUUUUCUCCAUUCUGGGCAAAUUUGGAGCGGUCUUUGCAUCAAUCCCAGGGCCCAUCAUUGCUGCUUUGUAUUGUCUUUUCUUUGCUUAUGUUGGUGCUGGAGGCCUUAGCUUUCUUCAGUUCUGCAACCUGAACAGCUUCCGAACAAAGUUCAUAUUAGGCUUCUCUAUCUUCAUGGGACUGUCUGUGCCACAGUACUUCAAUGAAUACACAGCUAUCAAGGGUUACGGUCCAGUCCACUCAGGAGGAAGAUGGUUCAACGAUAUGAUCAAUGUCCCUCUGCAGUCGGAAGCUUUUGUCGCAGGAUGUGUGGCAUAUUUCCUGGACAACACACUGCACCGAAAAGAUAGUUCAGUUAGGAAAGACAGGGGUAAGAAUUGGUGGGACAAGUUCCGGUCGUUCAAGAGCGAUUCAAGGAGUGAAGAGUUUUAUUCUCUACCAUUCAAUCUAAACAAGUAUUUUCCAUCUGUAUGAAGCUCUUGGUUGUGAGUUUUAAGCUUAUGGUGUAAUGAUCCAUCCAUCCCAAGUUUUCAAUAACUCAUCUUUUUCUCACUCUUAGCGAAUAUAUAAUAUAAUCUUUUCCUAAAUAGGAUGCGGGUGUAGUACAUUUAUUUCGUUAUAUUCCUUGCUGUAAAUCCAACUGGGGUUGUGAAUUAAAGUUAGCAUUGAAGCAGUUUGUGUGCUCUCAAA